Molecule: messenger RNA, 1320 nt
Organism: Paraglomus occultum
Lineage: Eukaryota; Fungi; Glomeromycota; Glomeromycetes; Paraglomerales; Paraglomeraceae
Source: the annotation of a GenBank genome assembly
AUGUGGAUCUCUGCUCAACUCGAGUCUCGUGAGCUCCUGUCUCUCUGCCUCAAACGUCUUAAGGGCUUGAACAGAGUACGCCUUAUAGACGCGAUUUUUAUCUGGACCGAGCCGCAUUCACAGCGAAUCAAGGUUAAAUUGACUAUACAAAAGGAAGUCCAUGCAUCGACUAUAUUACAACAAGCGUUCGAAGUAGAGUAUAUUGUCAGUAACCAGCAGUGUGGCGAUUGCACGAAAGUGAUGGCUCAAAAUACUUGGCAGUCUAUCGUGCAAGUGAGACAAAAAGUUAAUCACAAGAAGACCUUUUUCUAUUUAGAACAGUUGAUAUUGAAGCACAGCAUGCAUAAAGAUACGAUAAAUAUCAAAGAGCUUAAAGAUGGGCUGGAUUUCUUUUAUUCGCAGAGAGCGCAUGCUAUCAAAAUGGUUGAAUUUCUGACUUCAGUAAUCCCUGUACGGACGAAGACUUCUGAGCAGUUGAUUUCAACAGACAUUCAUAGUAAUACAUCAAACUACAAAUUCACAUACUCGGUUGAGAUCAUACCAAUAUGUAAAGACGAUUUAAUAUGUUUACCAUCAAAGACAGCCAAAUCACUAGGAAAUAUAAGCCCAUUGGUAUUCUGCUAUCGCGUAGCCAAUUCCAUCAAUGUUAUGGAUGCCAAUACGUUAUCAACGACAGACGUACCAACUGCAGUCUAUUGGCGGACACCUUUUUCGUCUUUAGCUUCAUCCAAAGACUUGAUACAAUACUAUGUUUUAGACGUAGAACCUAUAAGAACUCAGGGAAAGUAUGUUCUUGCAGACAUACAAGUAGCUCGCUUGUCCGAUUUUGGCAGAAAUGACACCGUCUUCUUUGCCCGCUCUCAUCUUGGGGCAAUUUUGAAAGCCGGUGACACUGUCCUUGGUUACGAUAUUGCAUCGUCAAACUUUAACGACUUUGCAUUUGAUUCCCUUGAGCGAAGCUCGCUUCCCGAUGUGAUCCUAAUAAAGAAAGCAUAUCCCAAUCGACGACGCAAGAAUAGACCGAGAAAUUGGAAGCUACAGAAAUUAAAUAAAGAGGAAGGCGAUGGAGGGAUUAGGAGAGGCGACGUUGAUAAAGAUAACGUCGAUUACGAAAUGUUUUUGAGGGAUUUGGAGGAAGAUCCGGAAUUAAGGCAAUCGGUUAAUUUAUACAAAAAUAAAAAGUCGAACUUAAAGACCGAGAUGGAAAUCGACAGUGGGGAAACGGAGGAGGAAGAGGAAGCUGAUUUCCCUGAGAUUCGGUUGGAUGAAUUAAUGGAAGAUUUGACCAUUCAAGACGAUGAUGUUGCCGAGUCAUAUUGA